This is a messenger RNA of Guillardia theta CCMP2712, 601 nucleotides long. RefSeq lists its product as hypothetical. Lineage: Eukaryota; Cryptophyceae; Pyrenomonadales; Geminigeraceae. The record is from RefSeq and is a predicted model, not a curated record. Bases 1 to 531 code for a protein of 176 amino acids. The transcript is spliced from 6 exons. Gene Ontology annotation, molecular function: 2 iron, 2 sulfur cluster binding.
AUGCUCUCCAAGGCGCUGGUGGGAGCGGCGAUCGCGGCAUGCGUUCCAGGAGCGUUCGGGUUCGCUCCAGCAGGAGUGAGCCUGAUGAAGACUCGCUCCUUGAGCCUCCGGGGACCUCGCAUGGCGGGAGAGAAGGUCGGAAACGUCAACGAAAUCCCUCCAGGCGAGCGUAAGAUCACCAAGGUCGGCGAUCAGGACGUCAUGGUAGUCAACCACAAGGGCACCGUGUAUGCUCUGAGCCCUAAGUGCCCUCACUUGGGUCUUCCCAUGAAGACGGGUGAGAUCUCCGACGAUGGUCCCUGCAUCAAGUGCAAGUUCCACGGAAGCAAGUUCAAGCUCGACGAUGGCAAGUGCGUGGAGUGGAGCACGGGAGUUCUGGGCAUCCCUGGCACUCAGGCUCUUGGAGGCUUCAUCGGCAACGUCGGAGGCGCCAAGAACUCUCCGGCCACCGUGUUUGCAGUCGAGGUCGAUGCUGAGGGAGGCAUCAUCGUUGACACCAGCAAGACUGGUAGAAGUGGCGUCGCUGCCUAAGUGUCUUAUGUUGCCUGCGCUUCCAGUGAAGCUGGGCUGGUGUGUUGGUACACUGAGUUACUCUCGUUUC